Molecule: messenger RNA, 3846 nt
Organism: Cyclocybe aegerita
Lineage: Eukaryota; Fungi; Basidiomycota; Agaricomycetes; Agaricales; Hemipholiotaceae
Source: the annotation of a GenBank genome assembly
CAUGUCGUCCCGCGCAGCCUCAGCGCGAAAGCGCAUCGCCAACGCACAAGAGCUGAAGGAGAAAAAGGAAAAGAAGGAAAGGGAAAAGGAAAGGGAAAAGGAAAAGCGGCCGCCCUCCUCGAAAGGCUUCUUCUCGAGGUCGAAGAAGUCCAGCCGAGCCGGAGUUGAUCAAUCAUAUCCCUCCCCGCCGGUUGCGAAUGUCCCUCUCCCCCAGAUCCCCCCCAACCGUGCGUCGCCCGCCCCACGACCAGCAGACCUCCCAUCGGAGUACCAGCAACGGCCUACCAAUGGUACACGUCUACACGGUUCCCAAUACACCCCUCCGAGCGUCCUACUCCAGACCGUGUCCCCUCCGCAACGAUCGGCACAUCCAGCGCAGCACCGAUACCCCUCCCCGCCUCAUGAAGAGCAUUAUUCGGGGCACGUCGUCCACCUCAACCCACCACCGGUGUCGACGAUGCGGGUUGAAAGCCUUUCCGGGACGGGAGAAGCGUUUAUCGAGGCGUCUUAUCAGCCUCCGCCACCACCACGCGUCAAUGUUCAGCGCGCCUCGCCAAGCCUAAGCGGCAAAUCACCCGUAUCUCCCGCCACAACCGUGACGUCGCCGCUGCCGUUCGAGACCAUCGUAUCCUUCCCGCCGCCUCCGAGUUAUCCGCCGCCUGUGCCCGUGUCGAUUCACUCUUCUCCUGCAAGUCACUUCGCGUUCCCUUCCCCCUCCAAUUCGCCAAGAAACUCUCCUCAGUACCACUCCUCUUUACUCCUGCAGAGCGCAUCACGCGAACAGUCGCCAACGCCCUCUGAGCUUCCCACAUACUCAAAUUCCGGGUCUCCGCACAUCUCGCCACAACUGAACCGACCGCCCCUUCAACUUUCGAUCCAGAAUUCACCACUGUCGGCUGCAGCGCAAUAUCAGCAGUUGAACAAUGUUUCCAUGUACCCUACGCCUCCCGCAUCCACCGUCCCGCCGCGCCACACCCCUUCACCUUUGCAAGUGUCCUCGAUCGAACACCUGCCACCUGCGAUCCUGAAUGACAGCGAGCGUCGACCCUGGGCGCGUAAUUUCAGCGGGAACAGGGGUACCCCCACGGGGUCGGCCUCGUCCUCGCCUCGGAUACCAUUCCAGCAGCUGCGCACCGACUCUCCGCGUCUACGGCCUCCGCCUUCCAUCGCGUCAAGGUCGUCCGGGCCGUCAGGUCGACGAUCGCCUGUGUCAGAGUUGGAGACGCCCCCUCCGCCCACCGCGAACUUCGUCUUCCCCGGCUCGCGCGCUACUGGGCGACCCAAGGUAUCCUCGAAGACCGGCACGCCCCAGAUCAAGCUCAAGGUGCGCGGCAAGUCGAAGCGAAGAGGGAGCUUGGACGACGACAGCAAGUCCGCAUCGACAUCCUCGUCCGGGCCAAGGCCGCCGACACCCGACAUGCCGUCCAUCCCGAGCGUGCUGAGCAGCCCGCUCCCGUCGUCGUUGGCGUCGCCCGUCUCGAACUCGAGCGGCAGCAGCAAUGGUUAUGACGGAAGUCGGGGUGGAGUGCGCCCAGCCCAGAGCCAGACGUUCUCGGAGACGGCGUCGGCGUUCAGCGACGACUCGGCGGACCUGAGUUUGAGACGCGCCAAGUCGUCGACGUCGUCCAAUCCAGAUGGGACGCCAGCGCCGUUCGUGUUCCCGUCGUCGCGUUCGCGUGCGGCGCCAAAUAAGCCGGCGUCGUUCAAGAUGAAGUCGCUCGCAGGGCGACGGUCGCGGAAGUCCUCUAACGCGUCGGGCGAUGCCGACUCGGUGGAUGAAAGGAAGCGCUUCAUGGGGAUUUUGCUGAAGAAGAAAAAGAAGCAACUGAAGGAAAUCGACCCAUCGACGCCCAGCGCUGACUCGGGGUUCUCGAGCGGGGAUAACGAUUCGCCGUCUCACAGUGGGACGGGCUCGGUCUUGGAUACAAGUGAGGGCAGUACGAGGUAUGAAGAGAACCAGGAGGUGCUGCACGCACAAAGUCGGGAACGCGCACGACGCAUCAAGUCGCGUAUUGGCAGCUAUCCAUUAGAUCCUUACGACUCUGUCCUGCUUGACAGCGACCGCCACACUGGAGAACUGCUCACACGUCUGAACCCCAUGGGCUCGCCGACGUUCCACAAUUAUGGCAACAGCCCCCCGACGUCUGUUCUCGAUCUCGGAUGUGGACAAGGACAUUGGGUUAUCGACGCUGCCAUCGCGUGGCGUGGGUAUGGCACGAAGGUCACCGGUUACGAUAUGGUCGACAUUUCCAAGGGUCUCCUGCCAUGGGCCAUCGAGCAGGGCGUGACGGACAGCAUUCGGUUCGUCCGCGGUAACUGCCUCAAACAGCGCCUUCCAUUCAGUGACAACUCUUUCGACCUCGUCCGGAUGUCCUGUCUCGCCCUGUCCAUCACCUCGGAUUCGUGGAUCUUCGUCCUGCAAGAGGUCUGCCGCGUCCUGAUGAUCGGCGGACGUCUCGAGCUGAUCGACGACCUCAUCUUCUUCCCGUACGGCAAAUCAUUCUCUGCGAUUGAUAAUAUGCCAUCUACGACGUCGCCUGUCGAGUCCGUUGCCCCACGAUUAGACAUCACCAUCCCCUCAUCUGCGUUCACGACAUUCAGCAUCUACGAUGGCGACACGACGAACCCUGGUCUGGGAUUCAUCGAGGAACCACCUGACCAAGAUGAGUUCUAUGAGCUGUACGGGGUGGAGGAGGAAGGAGAGGAUGACACAGCGACGAUUAACGGGGACAACAUCCGUCCGCACGCUGAACAAUCCUCUGGGCCGCGGGCGACGCCCCGCCCGAAUGCGCCUACGCCAUCAGACUCAGUGCUGAGCAAGCGCUCAUGGGAACGUGCGCACGCGACGUCCAAGGACCUCGAGGCGCUAUUCGACCACAUGCUCAUGCAUAAGUUCGGUAUCCAGAAGGACCCGAACGACUUCAUUGUUGGGCUGAUGAAGGAGGUGUUCGGUCACGCGCGAGAGGUGAAGACGAUGCAUCUGACGCUCGCGCCGCCGGAUAACAGCGGAGAUGACGAGGACGCUGCGAGAUCGAAUGGCCAUGAAAGGUCAGGAACGCCUCGUAGCGGCCAUCGCUUCGGCACAUCCACGGUAUCCCGCCGCCUGUCGAUGGGCUUGGCUCAAGCUGGUGGACUUGUUCUGUGGCCGUCGACGUUCAUCCCGAUGGACCACUUCGAGAUUGAGAUCCAUGCCUCGAAGCACCUGCGUAUGCUUCUCUCGUGCAAGAACCUCUUGUUGGAGCAUGCGAUCGAGGCGACCGAUGAUGAGGAGAUCGACGAGGAGUCUGUUAUGGAGGCGUUGUGGGAGUACGAAAGUUUCCUUCGUCACCGCUUCAAUCCUCCACCUCCCAGCCCUCCCCCAAGCGAGCCCACCGACCCGAUACUAGUCGACGACACCGCCAGCAUUCGCGGAUCCAUCGCCGAGUCCGUCUGCUCUGACAAUCAAGAGGCGAUGUGGGAGAUCCAAUGGGAGUUCCGACAGCGCUUCGCGUGGUCCCUGGAACGUUCGGCCUCGCGGGACCGACCGUCUACGCCAAGUACGCCCAAGGCACAGGACGAUACGAAUAUCCCCAUCGCGGCUCGUGGGGGCGGUGGCGCGCCCUCGUCAUCCGCACCCGCGGCUGGUUCAGGACCUGGGUCGGGGUCUGGUUCUAGGACAGCGACGCCUUCGAACGCGAACUCGACGGCCCAGCAGGCUCCUGCACAUGGACGUACGCACAGCGCGGUGAUAAUGUCUCCUGCGUCCUCGACGCCUGUUUAUUCACGCGAAGAGCUCACCCAUGUGCGGACCUUCCGCAUUUACGAGGCGAUCAAGAUCGACGACUCAAUCUUUGGGAGCGCUAUGUA